Molecule: messenger RNA, 1383 nt
Organism: Colletotrichum godetiae
Lineage: Eukaryota; Fungi; Ascomycota; Sordariomycetes; Glomerellales; Glomerellaceae
Exons: 2
Coding region: 1-1383 (460 amino acids)
Source: RefSeq, a predicted model, not a curated record
AUGAACGAUCAUGGUAGGAAAUCGACUUGGACCACGCAAUUGUCGCCGUACCUGAGAGGUCUGAAGAUCAAGAACCUCAUGACAUCUCCUAAAUCACCAAAGUCGCCCAAAUCCCCAAAGUCGCCAAGACUUCUUGACGAGGACUCAUCGUUUCGAAUUAUACACACGCCCGACAGGCCAGAGCGGCCGAUAUCAAGACGGGCCAUUCCGAAUGACGAGCAAUGCAUGGAAUUCCUCAUGUCACUGCAGAGACAAGAGGAACACAAGAGGGGAGGCGUCAAGACGGGCCUCAAGAUGUGGCCGUAUCCGGAGGAACAGGAUGUGGAGGACCGCAGGUACCUCCGGAGUGUAAGGGUAGAGAGCGUGCACUUGGAAGAAGCUCGUCUAGCAAGGACCAAUUCCUCUGGUCCGGCAAAGGUCGUGGAAGUGGGCAGAAGCUCGACCAAGUCGACGAUGGCAUCACGGCGGUCAUACCACACCAGAACCCCCAGUACUAGCGACGCAGGGGACAUCGACGAAGAACCCCCAUGCGGUCCUUCGAUGGCCUUUGGCGGUGCCCCCCUCUCUCCGCCGCCUACUCUGUCCCGCAGUCAAUCACGAUUAAGCUUUCACACGCCCAAGGCUAACACAUCUCGCUGGUCCGAUGACAGCAUCGAGUCUCUAUUCUCGUCGAGGGACAUUGACUCCCCAUGCCCCCAGCGAGUUACUGUCCGCUCAUCCUCCGAAGCGCUGUCUCCCACUGUUGUCGGAGACGAGUCCGUCGGCUCGUACUCGCCUCCGCUCCUGACACCGGUAAAAGACCGGCCGGCAACCCCGUUUACAGACCCCCGCCUUCGUGCGACAUCCGAACCGAUGACGCCUCCGCCAUCAGAUCACAUUGUUCACCAGAUGAACAUAAGCCCGGAGCCGGUGCCGAGGAAGUACUCAUGGCGCUCGUCCAAGGAUACCAUUCUCAACACUGGGGCCCCGAUAUCGAGAUUCCAGUCUUGGCUGCCAGAGGCGCGGCCGGAAGGGGAGAUCGAAGGGGACCAACAGCUGGGGCAGCAGCAGCAGCAACAGCAACAACAACAGCAGGCUGAGCCGGAAGUCUACGGCGAGUGGGCGGACUAUUACUUUGAGGAUGGCAAUUUCUGGGAAGACUAUUCGGACGGCGACGAGGAAGGAGACGAGACUAGAGUAGAGGAAGAGGAGGAUGGCGACGCCGUGGAGAAAGAGGAGCAAGAUUUCGUUGAAGACGAAGAGGAAAAGGAGGAAGAGAAGGAAGAGAAUGAGGGUCAAAAAGACCGUCUUCGGGUCGACGAUGAGGAGGUUUAUCCGCGUUACGAGAGUUUCAUCAAGGAUUACAAGAACAACGUCAUGAAUAUCACGGUUAUGGAGGUGUGA